UUUGCAGCCACUCUUCGGUUUGGUCAACGCCACGUGCAAAUUCUUCUACUCUUUACAGCUAUAGUAGUCAACUAUAUAGCCAAAUUUAAUGCCGGUGUAGCUGUGGUCGCCAUGACUAAUGCCGCUACUACAAAUCCCGACUUUCCAGAAUACAAAUGGAGUGAUGUGGAAAAAUCCUACAUCCUCUCGAGUUUCUUCUGGGGAAAUUUCAUCACACAGUUUCCUGGCGGUUAUCUCUGUCGGCGGCUUGGCGUCAAACGCACUCUCCUCAUAUCCACACUAGGAUCUUCGCUACUUGGGUUUCUACCUCCACUGUGCGUCAGCUGGGGUGGUUGGAGUAUCUACUGUGCUAUACGUGUCGUACAAGGUCUCUUCCAGGGCUUUUUAUUUCCCGGCAUACAUGCACAUCUGGCGACCUGGUGUCCGGUGAAUGAACGCAAUCGGUUGGGCGCUUUAGCCAAUACAGGCAUCGAAUGUGGUACGCUACUCUCGAUGUUUCUGAGUGGUGUAAUUGCUGCUUCCAGCAUAGGUUGGCCGGGCCUCUUUUAUGUAUCCAGCGCUUUGGGCUUAGUUUGGUGCGCUGCAUGGUCGUACCUAUCGACAAAUCAACCGAGUGAAUCUAAAUUUAUUACUUCAGCUGAACUCAAUUACAUUGACGCAUCGAAAAAUACCAACAAUCAACUAAAGGUGGAUGAAGUAAAACGUGAAUUGCCGGUGCCAUGGCGUGCUAUUUUGGCAUCGUUGCCCUUUUGGGCAUUGGUUGUUUCACGUGCAGCUCAGUCAUGGGGUUUCUCUACACUGCAGGCGGAAAUUCCAUCGUACAUGAAAGGUGUACUAAAUAUGGAUAUGAAGAAGAAUGCUCUCUAUUCGGCGCUACCUUAUUUGGCCAUGUGGACCAUGUCCUAUGUGUAUCUCAUUGUAUCAGAUGUGCUGUUGAGUCGCAAAAUACUUUCCCUCACUGCAAUAAGGAAAACAUUCAAUACAUUGGCUUUUUGGAUACCUGCUGCUGGACUCAUAGGCAUUGGAUUUUUGGAAAAUGAACAGAAAUUGUUUGUUAUUAUCUUAAUGACGAUUAGUGUGGGUGUAAAUGCUGGUGCCACCAUUGGGAGUGCGUUGAACACAAUUGAUUUGUCGCCAAAUUAUGCGGGCAUUCUUAUGGGCGUCGUGAAUACCGUAGCAAACGUAAUACCUAUACUCACGCCACUGCUGGUCGGCCUGGUGGUGUCGAAUGAGCAUAGUCGCACACAAUGGCAAUUAGUGUUUAUAAUAGCUGCUGUAGUCUUAGCGUUGGGUAAUUUGUUCUACUUGGUUUUCGGUAAAAUGGAUUUACAGGCUUGGAACGACGAAAACUACCUGCAGAGCAAAGGAGCACAAAACAAGCAGCAGGAAAAGAACUCUGAUGGAAUUCAGUAUGUGCGAAAACCCUGUCAAUAAGAACUUGAACUGACCAUGAACCGAAUAAAAUAUUCGGUUUGAUAUCUAUUAACAACAACUGAUUAGAUGAAAAUAUGUAUUUACUUUUACUUAGGGAGGCGUAGUAAAUUGUUUUUGAGUGAGGAUACUUUGAAGUAAAUGAGUCAUAUUAUAUAUAAUAUUAUCAAGUAUGGGAGUAUUUUAUGUUCCCCUUCGGUAGUAGAUUAGGCUACGGUGUUUGCCACUCUCCGUUAGGCUGUAGGGGAGGCUCACUUAGGCCUGAAGGCCCAUGGUCAUACCAGCAGUUUGGGCUUAAGUUUUCUCUCUAAUUACAAAUGCGGUGAAACCACUUCGCCUCUUGAAUAAACAAUAAUUUACUGUGGAUGUAUGUCGAUUAAAAGUGUGUUAGCCGCCGAAAAAAGUAAGAGUUUAGAUACCGAUAUCGCGUUCUAAAGUGGGCGGCACAGGGUCAGAGGAAGCGUUCAAUGUUUUCAUUUCCUUCUCAUUUCUGCAGCUGUGACUGAAGUCGUUUGAGGGAAAUCCCAUACGUUUCCAAUUUUCCCCAUUAGGCAGUGCAAAGUGAUGAUAUCAACCACCGUACUAAUGGAACGCCAGAUUGAUGAGGCAGCUAGUUGUGUGCUCAUUCCUUUUAGGCCAAACCUGCCAUCUCAAUAAUUAUCUCUCAUGGGCCUCUAUGAUCUCUCUACUGUUGGCUUGUUGCGAUGUAGGCCGACCUGCUCUAAUACUUGCUUUAGAAUUAAGGUAUACCCACAUAUUGGGCAGGGGGAACUGAUUUAUGGUAAGUUCCGUUCCUGGCCAGCUCAUCUGCGAUGCAAUUUCCAAGAAUAUAUCUUUAUCUAGGAAUCUUGAAAAUGUUCGUGGUGCACCACUUCUGAAUCAAACCGCUGCAGUAUUCAAAGAGACCAGCAAUGUAGCGCAUAGAAGUCAAAUGCCACCCUUUUAAGAAUAACUCUAACUAGAAUAACCUUGAAUUGCUUCUUUUGAAGAAGUGUUAAUGCACUGUAGCGAUUUUAUGGCGGUUUGAUCAUACGAGUAGAUGGAACAUUGGUUGUGUUACAAGAGAAGAGUCCCUGACCCACAACAGAGCAUCUUUUAUUCCACAGUUUGGAAGAGGCUGCAGUAAUCAAGUAGCCGUAGACUUAAGUUUAGUUGCAGCACUUCUGAGUGAAUGCCCCUCCCGAUCCUAUUAUUUAAUGUUAAGCAGUCAGUGAAGAUAGCUGAAGUUAUAUGGUUGGAUAUAAAUCUGGGUCGUUACGGCAGCGUAGAUUCCACUCUUGGGAAUGGGAAUGGCUUGCUGUGGUAGUCAUAGCAUUCCUUGUUAGCGCAUUUGCUGCAUUAUAUUCUAAAAUACGCCGCUUGUUUAUCACUGUUAUUGAUAAUGUCGAUUGGAUAUUCUUCGUAUGCGGAAAUAUUGUAAA
Molecule: messenger RNA, 2852 nt
Organism: Anastrepha ludens (Mexican fruit fly)
Lineage: Eukaryota; Metazoa; Arthropoda; Insecta; Diptera; Tephritidae
Product: putative inorganic phosphate cotransporter
Exons: 3
Biological process (GO): monoatomic anion transport; transmembrane transport
Cellular component (GO): plasma membrane
Molecular function (GO): transmembrane transporter activity
Source: RefSeq, a predicted model, not a curated record